Messenger RNA from Kluyveromyces lactis, 4737 nucleotides. It is a transcript of the gene ARO1, whose product is annotated as pentafunctional protein ARO1p. The record is from RefSeq and is a predicted model, not a curated record. Gene Ontology annotation, biological process: aromatic amino acid biosynthetic process; chorismate biosynthetic process. Lineage: Eukaryota; Fungi; Ascomycota; Saccharomycetes; Saccharomycetales; Saccharomycetaceae. Gene Ontology annotation, cellular component: cytoplasm. Gene Ontology annotation, molecular function: 3-phosphoshikimate 1-carboxyvinyltransferase activity; shikimate kinase activity; shikimate 3-dehydrogenase (NADP+) activity. The coding region runs from base 1 to 4737 and encodes 1578 amino acids. The transcript has a single exon.
AUGAGCGUUGAACUUGCAAAAGUCUCCAUCUUGGGGAAAGAGUGCGUCCACGUUGGUUAUCAGAUUCAUGAGCACAUUGUGAAGUCCACUUUGGAACAUUGUAAGUCUUCUACAUAUGUGAUUAUUAAUGAUACAAAUGUAUCCAAGGUUCCAUACUAUCAUGAUUUGGUUAGUUUGUUCGAGAAAUCCCUACCGGAAGGUUCUCGUUUACUUAGAUACGACGUGAAGCCAGGUGAAGCUCACAAGAGCCGUGAAACGAAGGCUGACAUCGAAGACUAUUUAUUACUUGAAGGGUGUACCCGUGACACUGUUAUCAUUGCCGUUGGUGGUGGUGUGAUUGGUGAUAUGAUCGGUUUUGUUGCGUCCACAUUUAUGAGAGGUGUUCGUGUCAUUCAAGUUCCAACAUCGUUGUUAGCUAUGGUUGAUUCAUCCAUCGGUGGUAAGACAGCUGUGGAUACUCCGCUUGGUAAGAACUUUGUUGGCGCCUUUUGGCAACCGCAAUUCGUUUUCGUAGACAUCAAAUGGUUGGAAACUCUCCCUCAAAGAGAAUUUAUCAAUGGUAUCGCUGAAGUUAUCAAGACAGCUUGUAUCUGGAAUGGUGAAGAGUUUGCAAGAUUGGAGGCUAAUGCAGAAACGUUCUUGUCUGUGGUGAAUAACUCACAAACAGUAUCGGUGUUCAGUCCACACCAUAAUGAAACUGUAGAACUCACUUACACCAAUAUUGAAUCAAUGCUUGAACAUACCUACAAAUUGGUGUUAGAAUCUAUUAAGGUUAAAGCUCAUGUGGUUUCGAGUGAUGAAAGAGAGUCAGGAUUGAGAAAUUUACUAAAUUUCGGUCACACCAUUGGUCAUGCUUACGAAGCGAUCUUAACACCCCAAGCUUUGCACGGUGAAUGUGUGUCAAUAGGUAUGGUCAAGGAGGCAGAACUUUCACGUUAUAUGAAUAUACUAUCUGCGACACAAGUUGCCCGUAUGGUAAAAAUUCUAGCUGCCUACGGUUUGCCCAUCAGUGUUAAUGAGAAAUGGUUUAAAGAGUUAACUUUGAAUAAAAAGACACCUUUGGACGUUUUAUUGAAGAAGAUGAGUAUCGACAAAAAGAAUGAUGGUUCAAAAAAGAAGGUUGUCAUCCUAGAAAAAAUUGGUAAAUGUUAUGGAACAUCCGCUCACGUAGUUUCAGAUGAAGAUUUGAGAUUUGUUUUGUCAGAUGAAACCUUGGUUCAUCCAUUCAAUAACAUCCCAGAAGGACAAAAUAAGGUAAUCACACCACCAGGUUCUAAAUCUAUUUCAAACCGUGCUCUAAUUCUCGCAGCAUUAGGUAAAGGUACGUGUAAGAUCAAGAACUUGUUGCAUUCUGAUGAUACCAAACAUAUGUUAAAUGCAGUUCAACAGUUGAAGGGGGCUACUAUCUCUUGGGAAGAUGAUGGUGAAACAGUAGUAGUCCACGGCCAAGGUGGUUCCACGUUAACCGCCCCUUCUGAAGCAUUAUACUUAGGUAAUGCGGGUACUGCUUCAAGGUUCUUGACUACUGUUGCUGCAUUGGCCAAGAAAGAUGGUAAGAAUGACCAUGUCAUAUUAACUGGUAAUGCAAGAAUGCAGGAAAGACCAAUCGGACCUCUAGUCGACUCUCUCCGUUCCAACGGUCUAAAAAUCGAUUACUUGAACAGACAAGGAUCUUUACCUUUGAAAAUAAACACAGAAACCAAUUUCAAAGGUGGAAAAAUUGAGUUGGCUGCCACUGUCUCCUCUCAAUAUGUCUCUUCGAUCUUAAUGUGUGCUCCAUACGCAGAAGAGCCAGUUACGUUAUCCCUCAUUGGUGGUAAGCCAAUCUCACAACUUUAUGUCGAUAUGACUAUCAAGAUGAUGGAUGCUUUCGGUAUUAAAGUCACUACGUCUACUACAGAGCCUUUCACCUAUCACAUUCCGAAGGGAAAUUACAUCAAUCCAGCAGAGUAUACCAUCGAGUCAGAUGCUUCUUCUGCUACCUACCCAUUAUCAUUUGCUGCUAUCACUGGAACCACGGUGACUGUUCCAAAUAUUGGAUCGGCCUCUUUGCAAGGUGAUGCCAGGUUUGCAGUUGAUGUUUUGAGACCAAUGGGAUGUGAGGUUACUCAGACUGCAACCUCAACUACCGUGACUGGUCCACCAAGAGGUCAGUUAAAACCUUUAAAGCACGUGGAUAUGGAGCCGAUGACUGAUGCAUUUUUGACGGCAUCAGUGGUUGCUGCCAUUUGUAAUAACGGUACCACAAACACUACUACCAUUGAAGGUAUUGCCAAUCAAAGAGUCAAGGAAUGUAACAGAAUCGAAGCCAUGGUUACACAAUUAGCAAAAUUCGGUGUGAGGGCUAAUGAAUUACCUGAUGGUAUUCAAAUUCAUGGUGUUAAUUCUAUCUCGGAAUUGAGACAACCAUCUGAUGCAGGAAUUGAGACUUACGACGACCAUCGAGUAGCUAUGUCAUUCUCACUGUUGGCUGGUAUGGUUAAUUCUGAUAAGAAGGAUGAUGAAUCAUCUGUUAGAAUUUUGGAGAGACAAUGUACCGGUAAAACAUGGCCUGGUUGGUGGGAUGUCCUACAUUCUCAAUUGGGUGCAAGACUUGACGGCGCUGAACCUUCAACAACAAAAUCAUCUGAAGUUAAAAAAAGUGUAGUCAUUAUAGGAAUGAGAGCGGCUGGUAAAAGUACUGUCAGCAAGUGGUGUGCUGAGUCCUUGGGUUACAGGCUUCUUGAUUUAGAUGAGGAAUUUGAAAGACAGUACGGCAAAGGUACUGUGAAAGACUUUGUAGCAGAAUCUGGAUGGGAUGAGUUCAGAAAGGAAGAAACUAGGAUAUUCCAGGAAGCGGUAGACAAAUACGGUGACAAGGGCUAUGUGUUAUCUUCUGGCGGUGGAAUUGUUGAAAGAUCAGAAUCAAGACAGGCUUUGAAGAGGUUUGCCGAAAGCGGCGGUAUCGUCCUACAUCUUCACCGUGAUAUCGAAGAGACAAUCGUUUUCCUAAAGAGCGACCCAACUAGACCAGCUUACAUUGAAGAAAUUCGCGAUGUGUGGGAAAGAAGAGAAAAGUGGUACCAUGAAUGUUCGAACUUUACCUUCUUUGCGGCUCAUUGCUCCAAUGAAAUUGAAUUCAGGAAUUUAAGACAUGUGUUCAGCAACUUCAUUCGUCGUGUACUUGGCGCUGAAAAGAUUCCUGUACCUUCCAGGAGAUCAGCUUUCGUCUGUUUGACUUUCGAAGACCUAUCGGAUCAUUUGUCAAAAUUGGAUGAAAUAACCUAUGGUUGUGAAGCAGUAGAACUAAGAGUUGAUCAUUUAUCAUCCUUUUCUUCAGACUUUGUCACCAAACAAAUCUCCUUGUUAAGAGCUGCAACCAAAUCGCUACCUAUUGUUUUCACUGUGAGAACAGUUAGCCAAGGAGGGAAAUUCCAAGAUGAUGAUUAUGAUUUACUUGAAUCAUUGUUGAAGGUCGCUCUGAAGAACGCUGUUGAAUACAUCGAUUUAGAGUUGACAUUGCCUAACAACAUACUCUACAAUGUUUUGAACAAGAAAUCAAACACAAAGAUUAUUGGCUCCCAUCAUGAUUUUGCAGCUAAAUUCCCAUGGGAUGAUGCUGAAUGGGAAAAUAGAUAUAACCAAGCUCUUUCUUUAGACGUGGACAUUGUGAAGUUCGUUGGCACAGCAGUAAGCUUCGAUGACAAUUUGGCUUUGGAAAAAUUCAGGUCCACUCAUACUUUGAAGCCACUAAUUGCUAUCAAUAUGACUGAAACAGGUAAGCUAUCCAGGGUGCUAAAUAAUAUUUUGACACCUGUUACCUCCAAGUUACUACCAUCCGCCGCUGCCCCUGGUCAAUUGACACUAGCUGAAAUCAACCAAUUGUAUCACCAAAUCGGUGGAUUACCAGCCAAGAAGUUCUUUGUUAUUGGUUCUCCAAUUGGACAUUCCAGAUCUCCGAUCUUGCACAACACUGGGUAUGAGCUACUAGGCUUACCUCAUCAUUUUGAUAAAUUCGAAACUGAAGAUAUCGAAGUAGUUAAGAAAGAACUUUUGACCAGAGAAGAUCUCGGUGGCUUAGCUGUAACCAUCCCAUUAAAACUAGAUAUUAUUGAUAGUAUGUUUGAAUUGAGCGAAGCCGCAAAGACCAUUGGCGCUGUAAACACUGUUAUUCCUUUAGGAAAGAACAAAUUCAGGGGUGACAAUACUGAUUGGUUAGGUAUCAAAAACUCUUUGGUUUCAAAUGGUGUUCCUAGUUCUGUUAGUGGUUCUGCAGGUCUGAUUAUCGGUGCUGGUGGUACUUCAAGAGCUGCUAUAUACGCUUUGAAACAAAUUGGUUGUGACACCAUUUAUAUGCUCAACAGAACCACGGAGAAACUACAAAAGCUGAAAUCCGAAUUUUCCGAAGAAUAUAAGAUUGUUGUCGUCGAAUCUGCCGAACAAACAGAGUCAAUUAAGGAACAAGUUUCUGUUGCUGUUUCUUGUGUUCCAGCUGAUAAGCCUUUAGAUCCAGAGUUACUAAACAAAUUGGAAAGACUUUUGGCAAAAGGUACAAAUAGCUCCUUCAAACCAACCUUGUUAGAUGCCGCAUAUAAGCCUUCAGUGACCCCUAUCAUGAAGCUCGCACGUGAUAAGUUCAACUGGAAUAUCGUUCCGGGCGCUGAAAUGUUGGUUCAUCAAGGUGUGGAACAAUUUUCUAAAUGGACAGGUGCAAAACCACCAUUUAAAGCUAUCUUUGAUGCAGUUACCCAAGAAUAG